Molecule: messenger RNA, 2439 nt
Organism: Prorocentrum cordatum
Lineage: Eukaryota; Dinophyceae; Prorocentrales; Prorocentraceae
Source: the annotation of a GenBank genome assembly
AGCAGCACCAUGGCCCAGGAGGCCCAGUGCCGGAUGGGAGCCCAACCGCGCGGCAGCCCACCCCCCCGCGGCUGGAGCCCAUGGAGCUCGGCAGGGCGUCCUCGGGGGUGGGGUCCGCCGACACGACGCUGGACGACAGUCCGAGCCUGUCGAGGCCGUCGCGGCCCUCUACGCGGUUCUCGUCUUUCGGGUUCGUGGACUUGCUGCCAGAUGGAAGUCCGCAGAGGCCUGCCUCACCAUGGGGCAGGGCCCUAUCUCCGAGGACAGGGAGCCUGGACGUGCCAGGGACCCGGCGGAGGUUCUCCACCACCUCGUCGGCGUCGUCGGACCCGCAGCUCCCCAGGCGUGCGAGCUACUGCAGCUGGUCGCCCUCCCUUCAGAGUGACCAGGGGCGAAAGACCAACCGAGAGAGUACCCGCGGCUCCGCGGAGAGGAUCUCUAGCUCGCGACUCUUCUCCAUCAGGCGGUCUGGCAUCCGGAACUCUGUCUCCGUGGACCAGUCGAUCGCCAGGCACAGCUUCACGCCGCCCGACCCGACCGGCGUGGCCGUCGCGCGAUCGAGGUACGCCAAGAUGCGAGUCCACUUCACGAACUUCUGCAAGGCGGUCAUCGAUAACAAGGUGGUCACUGGCUUCAUGACGGCGCUGACCCUGUAUGUGCUGGUGGGCGAUGACAUCAGGCUCAGCGCCUUCGAUGCCAGCGCCGACAACGUCUUUGACUGGAUCACCAUCGUCUCCUUCUGCCUCUUCUCCGCCGAGCUGGGGCUGCAGACUGUCGCAAAGGACGGCUAUUUUCUGGGCUUCUGGUUCUGGGCCGACCUCUGUGCCUCCGCGUCGCUCAUCCUUGACUUGAAGGUCGUGGCGGACGCGAUGAUGGACAACCCGACCAUCACAGUAGAGCACGCCAGCGCGGGCGGGAAUGCGGCCAGCGCGGAUCAGACGGAGUACGCCCGCGCGAGCCGCUCCAGCCGCCUGGGCACGCGCGUCGCGCGGCUGCUGCGCGUGGUUCGCCUGGUGCGCAUGAGCCGCGUCAUCCGAUGCUUCCAGAGCUUCGUCACGAACCGGACGGAUUCCAGCGAAGUUGCGCCGGGCGAGCCUGCCUAUCUCAGGGAGGGAGAGGCCGAGUCGCGAGUCGGGAGGAAGCUGUCCGAGCGCACGACCACGCGCGUCAUCGUGCUUGUGCUCGUGAUGCUCGUCGUGGUGCCUCAGCUGCAGCAGUCGGAGUUCACCGUGAUGAUGGACCCGGGGGCACAGUACGGUGCCAACGUGCUGCUGGAGGCUUGGCGCCAGUACGAGCUCACGGCCCUGGAGAGCCCUCAGGCGGCCGCUCUCCUCGACCAGAAGCGCUGGGAGUGGGAGCUGGAGAUGCUGACCUACAUCUACUACCACAACUGGCAUGCUGAAGCGUGCCCCACCAGCAACUGUGCCUCCGAGUGGCUGGACAAGCUCUGUUGGGUCGGGUUCGUGCACCGAAGCGACGCGGUCCUGGACGCGGUGGACGUCACCUCGCAAGCCUACAUCAAGGCGAUCGCUGAGAGCGGCACCGAGUGGGACACGCUGUUGGCGGACGGCGACCCUCACAGGCGGAUGGGCUAUGCUGUAGGGAGCCUCCCAGAGAACGUCAAGGCAGCGCUGUCGAGGCCGUGGGACGCGCCGUGUGACGAGGCAGGCUCCUCGUCCAGGAUCCAGGGAGUGUCCCUGAUCCCCGGCCUGCCGUGCCCCCGGCAGGAGCUGCGAAAGCAGGAGACCGUCUGGUACGUGCCGCAGGUUUACGACAAGGCCUUCUUCGUGAACCACAUGGAGGCGCAGUUCGUUCUGGUGUACGACCUCAGGGACUACGUUAGGGCGGAGGCCAACUUCAACAUACUGCAGACCGCCUUCGUCGUGCUGGUGCUCGGGAUUGCCGCCCUGCUCUUCAGCAGGGACGUCGACAGGCUCGUGCUGCACCCGAUCGAGAAGAUGAUCCGCAAGGUGGAGAUAAUCCGGAAGGACUGGACCCGUUGUACGCCAUCAAGCUCGGCGACCUCGAGCCCAGCGAGCGCGACGUGGAUAAUGGCACGAGGAUCGGGACGCUCUCGCUGCUCUCGCUCGUCGGCUGGCCGCGGUGGCGUCGGUUGCCUGGCUGGCCUCUGUCAAGACGCGCGGACGAUGAGGGGACGCCAAAGUCGCGAAGGUCGAAGACCUCAGCGUCUUCCAGGCAUGCGGCAGGAUGGAGGGAAAUUGCGCCAAGGAUGAUGAGAAGAGGGGGCUGCUGCUUAUUAAUGUCAGCAGCGGCGGCAGUGAGCAGCGGCAAAAACAGUGGCGGAGCCUUUUCUCUGGGAACGCGAAGCCGCUCUCCCACCAGUUUCUCUUAGACUUUUGUACAAAGGCUUCAGCCUUAGGAGUGACUCGAGACAUUAAUGCUUGCUCGGAAUCUCCUUCCUUCUACCUCAUUUCUCUU